AUGGCUGAAUGUGGCGUUAACAAAGUUCUGACAGAAACGGAGGAUGCUGUCGCAGGACGCCUUCAACAGUAUUGCAAACCAUGUUAUAAGGAUAAGAAAACAACACCUGCAAGUGUCUACUGUAAGAGCUGCAAGGAGUUCCAAUGUAGGGAAUGUUCCUCUCAUCAUAAGCGUUAUGACUUUAUGUCCGAUCAUGACAUUGUUGCCAAGGACCAAGCAGACUCUGAGGAUUGUGAUUUGAGCAUGUAUGGAUGUGACACAUGCUCAGUUCAUGGUUCAUCUGUCCAAAUCUACUGCGAGGAUCAUGACGUAUUGAUUUGUACGAAAUGUGCUUUUUAUGACCAUAAAAAGUGUGAAAAUGCAAAACAUACUGACGAAUUUCCCUUGGACAAGAAGAUUGAACAAUUCAGAAAAUCAUUAACAGUGUGCUAUGAUAAAGCUGAGGAAUUUAUUAAUGAUGUCAAUGAAAUAGGUGUCAAAGAAAAGGGAGAAGUUAAAGCAAGGCUGAGAGAAUUAAAUCAGAGUUUUGCGAGAAGAUUGAUGAUUCUCUAG
Mya arenaria is the source of this 552-nucleotide messenger RNA. Its product is annotated as tripartite motif-containing protein 29-like. Gene Ontology annotation, biological process: positive regulation of DNA-templated transcription. The record is from RefSeq and is a predicted model, not a curated record. Gene Ontology annotation, cellular component: chromatin; nucleoplasm. Gene Ontology annotation, molecular function: zinc ion binding; ubiquitin-protein transferase activity. The coding region runs from base 1 to 552 and encodes 183 amino acids. The transcript has a single exon. NCBI's taxonomy places the organism in Eukaryota, Metazoa, Mollusca, Bivalvia, Myida, Myidae.